GGGGGAGGGGGGGAGGAGUUGGUGGCGGCGGCAGAAGAAGAGAGCGGCAGCAUCAGCGGCGGCGCCGGCGGUGCGCGCUGCCCCGCCCCCCGCUCCCCAUCCUCCUGCCCGAGGCGUGCGCGAGGCGGCGGCGCGUGGCAUCGGGGUCUCCCUCCAGCCUGCGCCUCUUCCUCCCCUCCUCCUCCUCCUCCCUCUUUCCCCUUUCCCCCCUCCUCUCCGCUCCCUGCCAGGCCAAGGCCAUGACCGACUUCAAGCUGGGCAUCGUGCGGCUCGGCCGGGUGGCCGGCAAGGUAUGCGUGGGGCCCCGUGGGGCGGGGCGGGGUGAGAGAAGUAGGCUUUGCGCGUCUGUAUGCGGUGUGCGUGUGUUUCCGUGCCCGCGCGUGUUCUGUGUUGGGAAACCCGCGCCCCUUCCUCUAUCACUUCACCGCCCCCUCGCGCGUCUGACCUGCUCCGUUACGUCACACAGGACCCCUCUGUGACGUCACUGGGUUCAUUGGGGUUCCAUGAGCCUAUUAUUAUUAUUAUUAUUAUUAUUAUUAAAGAUAGAAGGAUGCGGGAGGCUGGUUUUAGUUUAGAGGUCCCUUUUCUAUUUUUUACUCUCUUUGCAUCUCUCCCUGUAGAAGGGUAAUGAACUGGUGGACCUCAAAUGGGGAGAUUUCUUUCUUUUUAUAUCCUUUGCAUUCAGGAUAUAAAGGGGCCCAUAGCUCACUGGCAGAGCACAUGGAGGUGGCAUCUGCAGUUUCAAAGGGUUACAUAGCAAGUGUUCUGAGAGGUUUCUUUCUGCUUUGGAGUGUGCCUACUGGUUAGACUAGGUGAUACUGACAGAUUUAUAGUCUGACCUGAUCCUAAGUAGCUUCCUAUUUUCUUGUGCAGAUUUGAUACAUAUUUAUUGAUACAUGUUUGUUGUAACUUUCUUUUGUUGUUGUGCUUUUCUAUUUUUGUUUUUUGGAAUAAUCAUGGACCACAAAGGAUGUGUACCAAUACUUGGUGCAAUGUCUUGCUUUACAGGUUGUUUGGGUUAAGUUUUGUAUGUUAAUCUGUUACAGCAAAAACUGAAACACAAAACUGCCCUUUAAAGGCUAACUGAUUUGUGUGGUAUAAUCUAUAUUGGGCCAGAGCUGCCCCUCUCAGUUGCAGAUUUUGGUCUCUGAGCAAGAACUUGCAUUUUACAGUUCUUUCUUCCUCUCCUAUCCUACUUCCAAAGGCAAGAGAAAGGCAAUACACCCCUUUCUGGCAUUUGGACUUCCCAGAAGGCUUGUGGACACAAUGGUAGGUAGAGAUCCCAGAAUGCUCAAGGCUAACCCUGGAGCAGCUUUCCCCUGGUUUAGACAAGUGUGUGAAGUAUGCCCGGUCAGAUGAAUGACUUAUUUAAGGUGUAAAACUUCUCUUUUCAGUGUAAGAUGUGCCCUGGAAUAGCUUAAAUUGUUGUUUUGCUGAAAUGAAUGAAGAGUGCCUUGCUAGGUAUUGGAAAAGUAUCCGCAAUAUAAAGUAUUUAAUUACCCUUCCUUUUUUAUUCUAGACAAAGUACACACUGAUUGACGAGCAAGACAUUCCACUUGUGGAGAGUUACUCUUUUGAGGUAAGAACCAUGUUAUCUACCUUAUUUCCACAUUCCAAGUGUUGAACUCAAAUUCCCAUCAGGUCCAGUCAGCAUAUCCAAUGGCUGAAGAGCAUUGGGAGGACCACAUGUCAGCUAUUAUUCCUCUUGAUCAGGGAUGGGGAACCUGUGGCUCUCCAUAUGAACCCUGACCUGACAUGGCCAGUAAUUAGGGUAGAUCAAAAACAGGCAGGUUGAUUGUCUAAUGAACCUGCUUUAAUCUAACUCAUGAAAGCCGGUGGUCUCAUAUAAUGACUAUCUGAAUAAGUUGGCAGAGAGAGAACGAGGAGGCAUUUUCCCUUGAAACAGCAUGUGGGUCAUAAAAGAGCUCAGCCCGAUCCAGACAUCUGGGUUUGGGCAAGGACUUGUAUGAAAAAUACCAAGUUCUCCAAAGACUCAAACUGUUCUCUGAAGUAGGAUAACCAGGCAAGUUGUCCUUCACUUGCAGAAUCAAGAGUUGCUUUACUUUAGAAUGAAUUUUCUUUUAUAUAGGCUUCAUGUAUUUUUAGAUUGGAUUUUGUGGAGCUUAAUAGAAAAUGUAUUGCUCUUGGAAAAGGGGCCAAUUUGAAAUACACUGACAUUACACUUUCACCCAUUCAUUUACCUGAUAUCAACAGGUUCUGCACAGGCUUUUGAGGUGUCUGGGGAAAAAUUAGAGACUCGACAUGGUUUAUAUAUAUCCUCAGGCUCGCUGAACAAGAAGGCUCUGAUCUUAUAUAGAGUGUCUGUUAACUCACCACAGAGUGACUCAAGCACAGAAACUGGGUUCCCGGGGCAGAGGAUGCAUCUCAUCUGACAUUUACCAUGUCCAUUAUUGACCCACUUUCUCUCGUCUGAUAUAGACCUGACUGAUUUUGAACUUUAGAGGCUCUACUCAGUGUACCUCUGCCUUCAGAUGUUUGUUGACUGGGAACAGAGUCCCUUGUCUGGUGGCACCCUUUUUCUGAAACAUUUCCCCUAGUCAUAAUUUGCAUAGCGCCAUCAUUUAAUAUCUUUUAUGUGAUAAGAGAAAACUUUUAUUAACCCAAGUGUUUAAUAUUUUGCCAUUUAUUUGUUUUUUAACAUUUCUGUUACUUGGGUUGCAGUUUUCUGUUUUAAUGACUGUUACAUUUCUGUCCAUUAAUAGUUGUACUUACAUUUCACUGUGUUUUGUAUUUGAAGCUGCUAUGAUGAUUAGAUGAGCAUACAAAUAUUUUAAACAAAAUGCAUGAAUAGAUGUGUUCUCUGUCUUUGGCCAGGCUCGAAUGGAGGUCGACGCAGAUGGAAAUGGUGCUAGAAUAUUUGCCUUUGCGUUUGACAAAAACCGAGGAAGAGGCUUUGGACGCCUGCUGCACGAGUUACUGUGGUAGGUAUCAUUAUGCAGGGGAUAACAUAGCUGCAGGUUUCCAGACUGCUGAGGCAUGUGUAUGCAUAGUCUUUGGAGAUGGGCACUAUAAUGGCAACUCUCACGUGUCAGGGUAAUCCAUAAGCCGUGGUUUGCUGUGCAUGAGCAGAUAGCGUCUGUCUUACCUCUCCCCAUUCAUGGUGGGAAGAAAGAAACCACAAUCCCUGGCUUAGCAUUGUGUCCAAACCAGGGGUUGUGGUUUGCUUUUCUCCUGACAACCCACAGUGUGUAGCCAAUGUUUGUUUUUACAAUACGAUACGAUAUCUUUAUUGUCCUUGUCCCAUGCAGAACAAUGAAACUGAAAAACUACAUAAAACAUUCAAAAACACCUAAAAACUCUGAAACCCCAUUUAAAAAUACACUAUACUAUAGAGACCCCUUAUGCUGCGUUUAGAACCAGAAUUGCAUUUGCGUAGAAACUGGCGGCUAGUCCUGGCCUUUAUAACCCUAUACCUUCUUCCAGAAGGCAGAAGCUGAAAGAGAUCAUUUCCAGGGUGCGUACUAUCCUGCGCUAUCUCUGCCGCUUUCUUAUGGCACCUGGCAGCAUAGAUUUGAUCUAAGGUGGGAAGAGUGUACCCAAUUAUUCUCUCUGCAGUCUUUACAACCCUGGAUAGCAUUGUUUUUUCCCUGGCCAUGCAGCUCCCAAACCACACACACAGACCAUAAGUUAAUACGCUCUCCACAGUGCAAUGGUAGCUUUCUGAUUGUGAUUUGUUUGUGAUCUGAUUGUGAUUUUAGCUUUCUGAUUGUGAUUUGUUGGAGGUGAAACAAACCAUAGUCCCUACUUUGGACACAUCUUCUAAGCCCAAGGGAUCAUGGUUUGUUUUCUUCUAGUAGGAGCAGAGGGGAGACAAAUACAUUCACAGUAAACCGUUAGCUAAGGUAUACUGUGAUGUACAAACAGCCGCCAUGUAAAAGGAAAGUGGGCUGUGUUGUGUGUUAAAGUAUCUUUACCCCCUCCCUUUUUCUCUCUAUAGUUUGAACAUACAAAACUGCCAUGUAUUUAGAUCUAGGUUGAUCCAUCUAGCUCUGUGCUGUCUAUGCUGACUGACUGACUGAUAGCAGCAGCAGCAGCUUUCCUGGGUUUCAGGCAGGGGACAUUCCUGGUCCCACUUGGAAAUCCUGGAGAUUGAACAUGGGACCUUCUGCAUGCAAAAUGCUCCAACCCAUCCAAGUGCCACAGGGCUACCCACAACUUGAAGCCAGGGUUCCAAUAUCCAGAGACUCUACUGCUGAGCUACGAUCCUUUCCCUUUAACAGCUUGGGUGACUUAAAAGAAAAAAGAAUUUGCCUGCUACCUAGAAGAUGUGAGGUGUAUUUCUAAGGCAUUUCCCCUGAUCACCACCCAAUUUACAGUGGUACCUUGGGUUACAGACGCUUCAGGUUACAGACUCCGCUAACCCAGAAAUAGUACCUUGGGUUAAGAGCUUUGCUUAAGGAUGAGAACAGAAAUCAUGCAGGAGCGGCACGGCGGCAGCAGGAGGCCCCAUUAGCUAAAGUGGUGCUUCAGGUUAAGAACAGUUUCAGGUUAAGAACAGACCUCUGGAACGAAUUAAGUUCUUAACCCAAAGUACCACUGUAUCUCUAAUUGCAGGGAUGCCUGCUGAAGGUCAUCAGCAGAUGAUCUUAAGAACUGGACAGGGGGUGGGUGUCCUUUAUGCCUUGGGUCCUAAGCCGUGUAAGGUUUUAAAUUUUCAGACCCAGCACCUUGAAGUCAAAGUAAGCUUGUUAAGCUCUUUUGAGAUGUGUUGUCUCCAAUGACCUGCUCUGGUUAGAACCCUGGUAGCAGCUCUUUGAGUGUGUUGGAGUUUCCAUACUGCCUUCCAAGGGCAGCCCAUGAUGUAUUAUAGGAGUCCAAGCAACUAGAAGCAUCUGAAUGCUUCCUUUCAGGAAUUGCAGGUGGCUCGUCUUCUCUUUCAGGGAGAGGCAUAGGGGGGGCAUCGCCCCUGGCUUUCAAGUCGUGCAUCUGAAUGCAGUGACAGUGGACAAUCGUCUAGACAACCUGCGAUUGGUUCCAUGGGGAUGGAGGCCCAAAGCUGAAGAAAUCUCUAGUAAACAAAGGUAAAUUCUCAAUAACAGUAUCACAGGCAAGAGGGACAAAAGGGGCUGGAAGUCAAACAACCCCAGAACUUGUUUUUUUGCAUAGCCCCUUGAUGAUUUUUUAUGUGUGUUUCUUUGCAUCUGAAGAAACUGUGGUGCUAAGUUCUCUCUGACCUGGCCAUAGAGGGGAGGAUAUGUCUCCCACCCUAGGUUAUUUAUUCCACUCACACAGCAACAAUUCUCAAGAAUUCCCUUGAAUGAGGAAUCAGUUGUUAAACUACUGUGGUAAUUGUAUGUCUGCUAGUGAGAACAGGGGCCUUAUAACAACUUUCAGCACCCUUAACAAGCUAAAGUUUCCAUAAUUCUUUAGGGGAAGACAUAACUGUUUAAGACUGUAUCAGAGUACUUUAAAGAUAUGUUGUGAUUGUGGCUACUGUCAACUUUCUGCUUUGAGAGGGUUGGAGUUUUAACAUGUUGCUACGGUGCAGCACAAGCUUGCUGCGGAAAUACUUAAUUUGCUGUUUUUUCUUGAAGGGAACAAAGCUUAUACUGGCUGGCGAUCCAGCAGCUUCCCACAGACCCCAUAGAGGAACAGUUUCCGGUGCUGAAUGUGACACGCUAUUAUAACGCUAAUGGGGAUGUUGUGGAAGAAGAGGAGAGUUCGUGCACAUACUAUGAAUGUCACUACCCUCCCUGCACAGUGAUUGAGAAACAGGUGCGUUCAAAACCAGAAGCAAGUCAUGGAUAAGACCGUCCCUGUUCUAGGCUGGCUGCUGCAAGUUCACCCUCUUCAGUGUGGUUGCUUCUUUUUAAAAAACCAAAAAGUCCUUAGGCACUGCUAGUGUGUUCUUUGUACCCCCUGCAAGGAAUUUCACUGCACCGUUUUUAGCCUAAAUAGUUAUCCUGGCCAGCGGCUUCCAAGCUUCAGACACGUCUCUCUCUCAAUGGUGUUCUGUGAAGUACAACUGACUUUGUGCUACCAUUCUAUUUGGAUAACUCUUCACCCUACCUCUCGGUGUGGAAAAGUCAGUGUUGCCCAUAGGCCAAACCCCCCUUUUCCUAGCCCACUUUUUCUUAGGACAGGGUCAUGGGGAAACAAGAUCAGAAUGAACAGCUCUGGUUUUAAACCUCACUGAAGUAACUUUGUUGUAUAGAAGGAUGGAUAGAAGUCACCCGAAAAGAUAACCUGUACAAAGGGAAUCUGUUCCUCUGAUGACAGUUUUGGAUGCUUUUGUGGAGGGAAAUAUGUAAAUAGGUCUGUGGAUAUAGAAGGGUCUCCAACUCAGCAGGAGAGCAUCGGUUUUGAGUCCUAGGUUCAGUCUCUUGCUAGAGCUACGAAAGAUCCCUGCUCAAAACUUUGGAGCACUUCUUCUGUGCAACAUAGGUGGUACACUGAACUGGGCCAUACUAGUCUGAUUUGGUGUCAGGUAGUGUUCUAUGUUCCAAAGCCAUAGUUAUAAACCCAGGGGUGGGGAACUGCAGCUCGAAACUCCCUCAGCCCCAGCCAGCCUGGCCAGUGCAGUAGGUGGGGGUGGCGGGUGGCACAGCUCCCUAUCCUUGUUGUAGACCAUGAGGGAAAGAAAUCGACUCAUUCCCAUUGAAUUCAGAAUGUCUAAGAUUGGGUGGGGGUGGAGAAAAAGAAGAUGAUACUCAUAAUGAGACCUUCAGGUUCAUAAACAAGAGAAAUGCACCAGUGGGGGCUAGAUAAUAUUUUAUCCACAAUGAAAACCAAGGCAGCAUUUUGUCGGGUUCCCAGGCUGUUCUACCCAGAUCCUGACCAGGCCUGCUUUAGUUCCUAAAAAGAUUGCCAUGGGACUGGCCACCUUAGGACCCUUUUGGUUGGCUUGCUUUUGUGGGGGAUGGUUUUCUUUAGGGGCCCUGAAAAGGGAUACUGAUUUUUGUCCCGUACUCCUCUCUCCAGUUACGUGAAUUUAACAUCUGUGGGCGGUGCCAGGUCGCACGGUACUGCGGCUCGCAGUGCCAGCAGAAAGACUGGCCGGCCCACAAGAAGCACUGUCGGGAGAAGAAGCGAGUCUUCCAGCAAGAGCUUGGACCAGAACGAUGACCAGCUGGCUGAGGCCUUAGCCCCACAGGGCACCUUCCCAGAAGGUUAAGGAGGAGGUGCCCACUUUGCACGAACUGCUCACUUGAAGCCAGAGGCACUGACAAAAAGGAGAGAGAGAGAGGAGAAUUUUUUUUUUUUUAUAUAUGAAAAAGACAAACCAAUCCCUGUGAUGCUUGAGGAAAGGGACUGACUCUUCCCUUCCAGUGUUAAAAAAAAAGAAAACGUCUGAAGCAAAAAAAAAAAAGACUACUGGGGAAGCUCUCCUGCUUGGAAGCUUUCUGUUAUUUAUAUGUUAAUAUGUUUGUAAAGUUGUGUACAGAGUUUUUUUUUUGUUCUUUUUUGUUAGAAGUUCUCUUGCAUAGGACUCAUUUACUGUAAUGUUCAAGUGAGAACACAUUGUUGGUUGAAAUAACUGUCCAGUAGCAAAAAGAGAAACAAAAAAAAGUUUUUCCUCCCCCUGUGGCUAGCAGAAGGCCUGGGGAGCUAGCUCAGAACAUCAGCAGUUAAAUCUGAACAACUCUGCAUGGAAAGUUGUGUUUUCAAGUAAAGGAUUGGAAUGGAUUGGCUGCCUUUUUUGCUCAUUUAAAAACUUGAGCAGCUGUGAAUGAUUGUCCACCACCAUCAACAGCAUGUUGCUGGUCUGUUCCCCGCCCUCCCCACCAUGAGUGACACUUUCCUCUGAAGAUUGCAAAAGCCGCUGAGUUGCUUAGCUGCUUCCCAUCACUGUUCUUCCCCAUCUGUCUGUAGAGGCAACCAUGCCCCCCCCAUCCUGGUUGUCAUAGUUCCUAAUGAUACAGUGGUGCCUCUUCGUCUUGCGGUUUUUUCGUCUUGCGAAGCACGGCUCUUAGCGGC
Molecule: messenger RNA, 7938 nt
Organism: Podarcis lilfordi (Lilford's wall lizard)
Lineage: Eukaryota; Metazoa; Chordata; Lepidosauria; Squamata; Lacertidae
Source: the annotation of a GenBank genome assembly